AUAGAACUGUUCUAUUUGUUUUUUUCGCUGUCCAGAUCAAUCUUGGAAUUUAUACCAAGGAUAAGAAAUCUGAGUUCUCAGUCUUAGUUGAUCGUGCCACUGGUGGGGCUAGCAUCAAAGAUGGUGAGGUGGAAUUGAUGCUUCAUAGGCGUAUUCUUCAUGAUGAUGGUAGAGGAGUUGGGGAAGCACUCGAUGAACAAGUUUGCGUGAACAAUAACAAAACAUGUGAAGGACUAACAGUCAGAGGAAAUUAUUAUAUCAGCAUAGACAAACUUGGGGCUGGUGCACGCUGGCGCCGUACAACUGGUCAAGAAAUCUAUUCGCCAUUCUUAUUGGCUUUUACACAUGAGAACUUGGAAAGUUGGAAGUCCUCACAUUGGACCAAAGGAACAAUCCUGGACCCAAAUUACAGCUUGCCCCCGAAUGUAGCUCUGAUAACUCUUGAGGAGUUGGAUGGUGGAGUUGUGCUUCUCCGUUUGGCACAUCUAUAUGAGGUUAGUCUAUACAAGUAUUUAUCUCAUAUAACUUCAGAUGCACGAAGCAAAUUGCAUAAAUACAUGUUUUAG
Molecule: messenger RNA, 566 nt
Organism: Vigna radiata var. radiata (mung bean)
Lineage: Eukaryota; Viridiplantae; Streptophyta; Magnoliopsida; Fabales; Fabaceae
Product: alpha-mannosidase-like
Exons: 5
Coding region: 138-566 (142 amino acids)
Biological process (GO): carbohydrate metabolic process
Molecular function (GO): carbohydrate binding; alpha-mannosidase activity
Source: RefSeq, a predicted model, not a curated record